AUGGCGAGCUACCUGUACACCGCCUACCACCCCUACUCCUACCGCUACCCGCCGCCCAAGGGCAAAGGGGGAGCGGCGGGCGGCUGGCGGCCCCGGGGUAGCGGCUACUUCUCGGGCUACGGGGACGCGGCGGCGGCCGCCGAGUACUUCGACAACUACCAGCGGGCGCAGCUGAAGGCCAUCCUGUCCCAGGUCAACCCCAACCUGACGCCGCGGCUCCGCAAGGCCAACACCAAGGAGGUGGGCGUGCAGGUGAACCCGCGGCAGGACGCCUCGGUGCAGUGCUCGCUCGGGCCCCGCACGCUGCUGCGCCGCCGUCCCGGCCCCGCCGCGCCGCGGCCCCGCGAGGCGGAGCAGGAGCUGGGCAGCCCCGCCACCACCAGCACCCGCGCCGUGCGCUUCCCCCGCACCAUUGCCGUCUACUCGCCCAUGGCGUCCCGCAGACUCACCGCCUUCCUGGAGGAGCCGAGCGCGGAGCCGGAGCGGCGGGCGCAGCGGCAGGACAAGGCGGCGGCGGCGGCCGUCGAGGAGGAACCGGCCGCGCUGAGAGAGCAGCGGGAGGCGGAGGCGGCCGCGCUGAGAGAGCAGCGGGAGGCGGAGGCGGCCGCGCUGAGAGAGCAGCGGGAGGCGGAGGCGGCCGCGCUGAGAGAGCAGCGGGAGGCGGAGGCGGCCGCGCUGAGAGAGCAGCGGGAGGCGGAGGCGGCCGCGCUGAGAGAGCAGCGGGAGGCGGAGGCGGCCGCCGUGCGGGCAAGCUGGGAGAAGCCCCCCGAGGGUGGCGCUGAGCCGCUGGAGCAGCGCCCGGCCACCACCCCAGAGCCGCCAGCGGAGACGGAGACGGGCCAGGAGGAGAAGGUAGAGGCGGCAGAGGCAGCGCGGGCAGAGCCGGCGGAGCCGCCGGCCGCACCCCAGAAGCGGGAGCCGUCGGCGGGCAAGACCCGCCUGCGCUUCCAGUUUCUGGAGCAGAAGUACGGGUACUACCACUGCAAGGCCUGCAACAUCCGCUGGGAGAGCGCCUACGUCUGGUGCGUCCAGGGCACCAACAAGGUCUAUUUCCGGCAGUUCUGCCGGACCUGCCAGAAGUCCUACAACCCGUACCGUGUGGAGGAUAUCACCUGCCAGAGCUGCAAGCAGACGCGAUGCACCUGCCCCGUGAAGAUGCGCCACGUGGAUCCCAAGAGGCCUCACCGCCAGGACCUCUGUGGCAGAUGCAAAGGGAAACGCCUCUCCUGCGAUAGCACAUUCAGUUUCAAAUACAUCAUCUGAGUGGGAUAGGGAUUUUUUUGCUUGUUUUGUUCGGGGCUCUUCUAGAAAACUACAAGUAGAGGAGAUUUUUUUUUGUUGUUGCUGGUAUUGUUAAAGAUACUUGGUGAGGUGUAGCUAGGAAAGCAUGAAAAUAAAAGUAUUGCAAAGCAUACUCAAAUGAUCAGGUGGGUUUGUGCUCAGCUCAGAGGGUGUAUAUUGUAAAUCCUGUAACUUGCAUAGGGGAAGAGCCCACAAGUGUUUUGUAAAUAGAUGAUGGUUUUGGAAGCAGCUGACUCAGGACCUUGUAGAAUCUCAGGUGGAUACCGUUUCUGUUACUGCUCCUACUCUUGAACUAAUCAAACACUUGAAGUUAACAUUAAAUCAACAUCUACAGUUGGUAUUAGAGCAUCAUUCAUGAACUAAACACAUAAUAGUAUUCACUUACUGUAUCCACUUCUAGUCCAUGUAGAAAGUAUCCUGCACUUGCUUUUCAUCAUUAGAAAAUGAUUGAGAAAAGCUGUGUAAGAACUAG
Molecule: messenger RNA, 1774 nt
Organism: Empidonax traillii (willow flycatcher)
Lineage: Eukaryota; Metazoa; Chordata; Aves; Passeriformes; Tyrannidae
Gene: ZAR1
Product: zygote arrest 1
Exons: 4
Coding region: 1-1263 (420 amino acids)
Biological process (GO): translation
Cellular component (GO): cytoplasm
Molecular function (GO): mRNA base-pairing post-transcriptional repressor activity
Source: RefSeq, a predicted model, not a curated record